AUGACACCAUUGCGCUUCGUAACAGAAGGAGGCUUCAAAAAUGCCCAGAUAGGUCACGAAGAGCCUGUCGGACUAUUAAGUCUGUUGACAUUUGGGUGGAUCUACCCAUUGCUGUCAAUUGGAUACUCUAGACCACUAAUCAAAGACGACACCGGGACAUUGAAUCGGAAACGAGCCGUUGCGCUACACAAAAAUACCGUCCUUGAGACCUUCCAGCAAAAUCUCGCUGCUCGUAGGCGUUUUCCACUUCUCUGUGCCUUGCAUGAUGCAUUCAAAGCCCAGUUCUGGGUAGGAGGACUCGCCAUGCUGUUUGCAAAUAUUCUACAAAUCAUGGCACCUUGGCUACUGAGGUAUCUUCUCGUCAGCUUAUCGGAUGGGUCUUCCAACUCUACAUCCUUAACCUACGUGGCUAUACUCUUCACCACUCAGAUGGGGAUGAGCUUUGCUCUUGUCCAUUACCAUUAUCUGGGACAGGUUGUGGGUAGUCAGGUCAAAGCUGCUUUGACUGCUAUAGUCUUUGAGAAAUCACUGGAGUUCUCGAGCAAUGACGGCAACGACUGGACUGAGGGAAAGAUAUCGAACUUGAUAACGGUCGAUUCGCAGCGUAUCGAGAGCGCUCUCCUCUACGCAAACAUGAUCUGGAGUGAGCCUCUGGCAGUUGUCCUGGCAUUGAUUGUUCUCUUUUAUAAUCUUCGCUGGAGCGCACUCAGUGGUCUUAUCCUUCUUUUUGUUGGUGGGAAGGGAGUAGAACUUAGCAUGGGCUGGCUGAUAUCAGGGCGUGUGGCAAUUAACGCGGAAGUAGAUGACAGGACAUCGCGCCUUCAGGAGGCGCUGCAAAACAUGAAAUUUGUCAAGUUUCAUGGUUGGGAGUCAUACUUUCUUCGUCGGAUCUCGGAUGCCAGAGCGGCGGAGGUUCAGCAGCAACGCAGACUAUUGAACAUUCGAAGCACGAUCAUGUCCCUGUCCAUGUCCCUCCCUUCGUAUGCGGCCAUGAUUUCUUUUGUUAUGUUCAUGACUUACCAAGGUCGGCUUUCAGCUGCAGAGGCUUUUUCGUCGCUGGCCUUGUUUAAUUGUCUUCGCAAACCACUCAACAUCUUGCCUAUGGUGCUCAGUCAGCUCAUCGAUGCUUGGAUAUCUUUGCAACGCAUCGAGUCAUUUCUAAGGGAGAAUUACCAACAAGACACAAUUAUCUGGGCUCUCGGUGCACAUCACGCCGUGGACAUGACAAACGCCUCUUUUGCCUGGAACUAUGCUGCGGAAAUGAAACACAAUAAUGAUGAUUCAUCCGCUGCAAUCGGCGAAGAGACUGCAUUGCUGUCCGUGAAUAAGCAGUCCAGCCAGAAUGCUAGUAACGUCUUGUCCGCCGCCCUUCAUAACAUCAACUUGCAGAUCAAACAUGGGGAGCUUGUCGCGAUCUCAGGGCCAGUAGGGUCAGGGAAAAGUGCACUUCUCCUCGCCCUUGCAGGCCAGAUGAGCCAGACACAAGGUCAGGUCACACUAGGCGCAACACGCUCUUUCUGCUCUCAGGUCCCCUGGAUCGAAAGUGGAACAUUCCGCAACAACAUCCUGUUUGGGAAGCCUUUACGACAACCAUGGUAUGACCAGGUAGUGGAAGCUUGCGCUUUGAAUCCUGAUCUCGAAACAUGGGAGCAUGGCGACCAGACUUGUAUCGGCGAACAGGGCAUCACAUUAUCUGGCGGACAGAAGCAACGGAUUAGUCUAGCGCGAACAAUCUAUGCUGACGCCGACUUACUGCUUCUCGAUGAUCCCUUGUCGGCUUAUCCCACCAAUCGCACGUCAUUGCUCAAUGCGACCGUGUAUUAUGGCUAG
This is a messenger RNA of Aspergillus melleus, 1830 nucleotides long. RefSeq names its product ATP-binding cassette transporter yor1. NCBI's taxonomy places the organism in Eukaryota, Fungi, Ascomycota, Eurotiomycetes, Eurotiales, Aspergillaceae. Gene Ontology annotation, cellular component: membrane. Gene Ontology annotation, molecular function: ABC-type transporter activity; ATP hydrolysis activity; ATP binding. The transcript is spliced from 3 exons. The record is from RefSeq and is a predicted model, not a curated record. Gene Ontology annotation, biological process: transmembrane transport. The coding region runs from base 1 to 1830 and encodes 609 amino acids.